AUGACUAACGACGAGAAGACAAAGACCAAGAAAGGAAAUCUUAAACUUUGCGAACUUUGCAAGUCAAGAAAACAAGCGAUCAAAAGACCAAAAAACCUACAGAAGAUCUGUAAAGAAUGCUUUUACCAUGUCUUUGAAACCGAAAUCCAUCAGACUAUUGUCUCCAAUAACUUAUUCUUCCCUGGCGAAAAAGUUGCUAUAGGUGCGUCAGGCGGUAAGGAUUCCACCGUUCUUGCCUAUGUGUUGAAACUUUUGAAUGAGCGUUAUAAUUAUGGCCUAGAACUCGUAUUGUUGAGUAUCGAUGAAGGGAUUGUGGGCUACAGAGAUGAUUCUCUAGCCACCGUCCAGAGAAAUAAAAUCCAGUAUAAUUUGCCAUUGGAAAUUGUGAGUUACAGAGACUUGUAUAACUGGACUAUGGAUGAAAUUGUUUCCUGUGCCGGCAUCAGAAAUAGUUGUACGUACUGCGGGGUACUAAGAAGACAGGCACUUGAUAGAGGGGCGGCAAAAUUGGGGAUCAAUCACGUAGUAACGGGCCAUAAUGCUGAUGAUAUGGCAGAAACUGUAUUGAUGAAUAUUUUAAGAGGUGAUUUGGCAAGAUUGGAGAACUCCACCACUAUUUGCACCAAAUCAUCGGGAUCACCAAUCAAAAGAUCAAAACCUUUCAAAUACAUAUACCAAAAGGAAAUUGUGCUUUAUGCUCACUACAAGAAGCUAGAUUAUUUUUCAACCGAGUGUACUUACGCUCCAGAGGCAUUUAGAGGUACUGCCAGAGUGUUGAUGAAAAACUUGGAGAAAAUCAGGUCGAGUUGUAUCACCGAUAUCAUUUACAGUGGGGAGAAUCUUGUGUUGAAAGAAAAGAAAAAGCGACAACAAUUUAAAAAGAAACAAAAUGCCAAUGGUUCCAAGGAGCCAACAGAGGUGGAAAUACGUAACGAUGGCUCAAUAUCGCUAGGUAAGCACGGAUUCAAAGAUGGUAAUAGAUGUACGAGAUGUGGAUAUUUGUCUUCCAACACCAUUUGCAAAGCGUGUAUGUUGCUAGAAGGAUUGGAAAAGAGCAAAGCCAAGAUAAUGCUUGAAAAUGACGGGGUCACUGAUGGGGCAGCCAAGCUUACGAGAACUUUAGAGCUGCUUACCUUUUGA
Molecule: messenger RNA, 1140 nt
Organism: Saccharomycopsis crataegensis
Lineage: Eukaryota; Fungi; Ascomycota; Saccharomycetes; Ascoideales; Saccharomycopsidaceae
Gene: NCS6
Product: Ncs6p
Exons: 1
Coding region: 1-1140 (379 amino acids)
Biological process (GO): tRNA wobble position uridine thiolation
Cellular component (GO): cytosolic tRNA wobble base thiouridylase complex; mitochondrion
Molecular function (GO): tRNA binding
Source: RefSeq, a predicted model, not a curated record